CAAAAGCCCUUAAAAAUGUCAGAAGAAUCCCCGAAAGUGGAAAUGUUACGAUCCGUUAAGGGUAAGGAUAUGUUGUUGGUGGGAGAUUAUCUUUAUCAUUAUGAUGAUCGCACCAGCAAAGCCUACAGAUGGGUGUGCAGUCGCCGUAAAGACAAAACACCUUGUCGAGUGCGUAUGUAUACAAGUUUAAUAGAUGAAUGGGAUUUGACGCGCCAUAAAGUGGAAAACAUUGUGGGAGAACAUCCUCAUGGUCCGGCUGAACAGGAUGCCAUUAUAAGGGCUCGAGAAAAGAAACGUCAGGCCGAUGCUGAAGGUUUGCCCUGUACAUUGAGCAACAAGUCACUUAAAAGGCGUUAUCAAAAACAGGAGCUAGUGAAGAAACUUAAUGCAAAAAAACAAAAAAUGGGUUUUGAUAGUGAGGGGGAUGAUGAAAAUAAUACCAGUAAAGAGAAACUGGACACUAGUGAUGAUGAGCUGGGUGAUUUGGUUGAAAGUUUGGGUAUAACCACAGCCAAAAAGCCCAAAGAGAAAAAGCUAUUAAUGCUUAAGACCACCAAGGGUCAUCAUAUGGUCGCUGUAGAGGGCUGUGUCUAUAGAUUAGAUGGCAAAUCCAUGAUAAGCACAACUUAUCGUUGGAAAUGUUUUAGAUCCAAGGAUUUGCAAUGUUCAGGCAAAAUCUAUACCGAGUGUUUAGCAAAUGGGCAACAUCGUUUUAAGCCUAUACGUUUAGAGGAAAAUACCCAUAAUCACCAGCCCUAUAGUGAAGUCAAAAUAGAGGCUUUGAUUAGAAGAAACAAUAUUAAAGUGCUGCAGGGUAAUGAGGAGAAAUCCUCUUUUAAAGUAUUCGAUAGCUUGACACCCAGUCCGGAUAAAAAGCCCAAAGUGGAAAAAAAAAUUAAACCAACAACUAUACCCUUGUCAGUAUCAAAAGGUGGUGGUAAUGUUUUAUCUAUAUCCUCUGGUUUUGAUGUGAGUCCUCGUCCCGACAUACGGCGCAUAAGAGCCGAAGCCACUUCUAAAUUGUAUCGCCAAGUGGAAGAUGUCAUGGAUGCUUUGGAUAAUCCCAAAGAUGGGGAAAUAACCAAGUUUACCUUUUUGCCUUCGUUAAAAGGAAAUCGUAUACUUAUUAUGGAUAACAUGAUAUUUCACUAUGACUCCAGAGGCUCUCAAAAUGAUCGGGCCUAUUGGACAUGUUUGUUUCGCCGUGAUAAGGUGCACAAAUGUAAUUCACGUUUAACCACAGAGGGUAUGGGCAAAGACAUUAAAAUUAUGAAAGUCUCGGGUGAACACAAGCAUACGAUUAAUCAUCGAGAGCAUAUACUAAAGCGUUUAAAUCAAAAUCUAAAAGUAAAAGACAAAUCACUACAAAGCCACAAAAUGGAAAUGUUUUCUUCCGAAAGUGAGGACGAUGAUGAUGACGAUAAUAAUGAUCAUACAGGGGGUUUUGAUAAUACCAAUAAUACAGCGUUUUCACGUGAAAACUCGCCUGAUAUUAAUGACUUUUUGCAAAUGAAACAACCAAAAGCUGAGCGAGAACUGGAGACAACACAUAUUAUAUUGGAGAGCACUUUAGAUGAAAAUGCUCAUGCCUCACUGGUGAAUUAUAAAAGUGAAAUUGAAGAGGAUCCUUUUCAUGAAACACUGCCGGUUAUUGAGUAUAUAGAAAUGGAAAGGUUGAAUACAUCAACCACUUAUCGUUCAGAUUCUGAAACAGAGGUAGAAUAUAAACCCAAAGCCACACGUACGCGUGGACGCAAAACCGAUGAUGAUGAAGACUACAAGCCUAGCGCUAAGUGGCGUAAGACACAGUCCCUAUUGAAAAAAUAUACUGGCAAUACACCGGUGGCCUCCUAUAAUCCCGACAAUAUUGAUAUAACAAAAACCACAAAAUUACGCUCGGCCAAAGGUGGUGAACUACUAUGUGUCGAUGGUUAUAUUUAUCAUUUGAAAAGUAUUUCACCUACAACACGCACCUAUUGGGCCUGCAUUAAGUCCAAGGAUCGUAUACUUAAGUGUCCGGCUCGUGUUACUACUGUCUCGAAUUCCGACAAUCAAUUGACUGUUGUUCAUCUGAGUAAUUCGCAUACGCAUCCGAUAUCGGAGAAUGAUAUAAAGAAACGUUUAUUUAAUGAAUUUUCCAAAUCGGCAGUUAAUGCAGAUAUUAAAACUAAAGAUAUUAUGGGAAAAUCAUUAAGUGAAUUAAAUCCAGAAUUUGCUCAUUUACUGGGCACUAGUAAAUCGGUGAAACGUGAAAAAUUCAAAUUCAAUAUGAAAUUGUAUUCGGUAUCUGAUGGCCCACCAUCUUUGGCUGUACGUAUGUGCCUUAAGGCUUUGGACAUUCCCUUUGAAUUGCAUAAUGUGGACUAUGUAGCCUCUGAGCAUUUAACUGAGGAUUAUGCCAAGAUUAAUCCUCAAAAAGAAAUACCCGUAUUGGAUGAUGAUGGUUUCUAUCUCUCGGAAAGUGUUGCCAUAAUGCAAUACUUAUGCGAUAAAUAUGGUGACAAUACACCAUUAUAUCCCAAAGCAGCAAGAGAACGUGCCUUGGUUAAUCAUCGUUUAUGCUUUAAUAUGGGUUUCUAUUAUUCCAGCAUUGCAGCCUAUAGCAUGGCUCCCAUUUUCUUUGAUUAUGAACGUACUGAAUUGGGCUUGAAAAAGGUUAACAAUGCAUUGGCGGUGUUUGAGACCUAUUUGGAACGUUUGGGCACUAAAUAUGCUGCUGGCAAUCAUUUGACAAUUGCUGAUUUUGCUCUUGUCUCAGCUACUUUAUGUUUGGAAGCUAUUUCAUUUGAUUUCUCCGGUUAUCCUCUAGUCACUAAAUGGUAUAAUACAUUUAAAACUGAAUACCCCGAGAUAUGGUCAAUUGCAAAUGGUGGGAUGCAAGAAAUCAAAGAAUUUGAACAUAAUCGUCCAGAUUUAUCGCAUAUGAAUCAUCCUUUCCAUCCCAUACGUAAAAAUGUGGCAUAAGUUGUUGGAGAAGGCAGAACAAUUAAAUUGUUGCAAAAAAAUUCGAUUUUUUUUGCUAUAUUUUAUUUUUAGUUUUUAAGGACAGAAACGUAAUGGAUUUUGUCAAGAUUUAAUUUUGUUUCAUUAAUAUUUAAUAUGUUAAAUGUUUUAAACACUUUUACAAGCAAAAUAGCUUAAAAAUAUGCAUACAAAAUAUAUAAUAAAGUAUAUACACUAAUAUGUUUCAAAGA
Molecule: messenger RNA, 3194 nt
Organism: Lucilia cuprina (Australian sheep blowfly)
Lineage: Eukaryota; Metazoa; Arthropoda; Insecta; Diptera; Calliphoridae
Gene: gfzf
Product: glutathione S-transferase 1-1
Exons: 3
Coding region: 16-2964 (982 amino acids)
Biological process (GO): glutathione metabolic process
Molecular function (GO): glutathione transferase activity
Source: RefSeq, a predicted model, not a curated record